GAGGUUUCCUCGCAGCCGGCUCGGGUCUCCGCGUCUAGACGGGUACGCCGGGCCCGGGCCCUGCAGAUCGCUCGCUGCCACCGCAUCCCGCGCGCGGAGGCUGAGCCCGGUGCCGCCGGCAGGAGGCGGAGCAGCGGCUCAUGGACGCGGCGGGCUCGCCGGCUCCUGCGGGCGCUGGAGGUGAUGGCUCUGGAGGAAGUACAGGAGAGACAUCAUCCAGGCUUUCAAGAGAGCAGAUUUUUGUUCUGGUGUCAGCAGCUUCCAUGAACUUGGGGUGCAUGAUGGCCUAUUCCAUCCUUGGACCGUUUUUCCCUAAGGAGGCAGAAAAGAAGGGGGCCAGCAACACCAUGAUCGGGAUGAUCUUUGGAUGCUAUGCGUUAUUUGAAUUGCUGGCAUCUUUGGUGUUUGGAAAAUAUGUUGUACACAUUGGAGCCAAAUUUAUGCUUAUAUCAGGCAUGUUUAUCUCAGGAGGGGUUAUCAUUCUCUUUGGUGUCUUGGAUCAACUUCCAAAAGGACCCAUAUUUAUUGUCAUGUGUUUCCUGGUGAGAAUAGUUGAUGCCAUAGGCUUUGGUGCAGCCAUAACGGCAUCAUCUUCCAUCCUUGCAAAGGCUUUCCCAAAUAAUGUGGCUACAGUCAUGGGAAGUCUUGAGUUUUUUUCUGGACUGGGGCUGAUAGCAGGCCCCCCUUUAGGUGGCUUUUUGUAUGAGUCCUUUGGCUACGAGGUGCCUUUUAUUCUUCUGGGGUGUAUAGUUCUGCUGCUGAUACCACUCAACCUAUGCAUUUUGCCCAGCUAUGAGUCUGAUCCCUGCGAACAGUCCUUCUGGAAACUCGUCACCUUACCCAAGGUCCGUCUCAUCGCCUUCGUCAUCAUCUCGCUCAGUUCCUGCUUCGGCUUCCUAGACCCAGUCCUGUCCCUCUUUGUCAUGGAGAAGUUCAGUCUAUCAGCUGGAUACGUGGGACUGGUCUUCCUGGGUCUGUCUCUGUCCUACACCAUUUCUUCGCCGAUGUUUGGUCUGCUCAGUGAUAAGAUGCCCAAUCUAAGGAAAUGGUUUCUGGUUUUUGGAAACCUAAUCACAGCUGGCUGCUACAUGCUGCUAGGACCUGUACCCAUUUUUCACAUGAAAAGUCAGCUCUGGCUUCUGGUACUGGUGUUAGUUGUAAAUGGCAUCUCUGCUGGGAUGAGUAUCAUCCCAACUUUCCCAGAGAUGCUCAGCUGUGCAUAUGAGAAUGGGUUUGAAGAGGGCAUAGGUACGCUGGGACUCAUAUCUGGUCUCUUUGGUGCCAUGUGGUCGAUUGGGGCUUUCAUGGGACCAAUGCUGGGUGGAUUUCUGUAUGAGAAAAUUGGUUUCGAGUGGGCAGCAGCGAUCCAAGGCCUAUGGACUCUGAUAAGUGGACUUGUAAUGGGCAUAUUUUAUCUCUGGGAGCACUCCAAGAUGAGAAGAAGAUCUAAAGUGCAGAACAUCAUUGGCACAGAGGAAGAACGAACUGCUCUCUUGCCCAAUGACACCUAGCUUUGCAAAACCUGGUUCCAUCCAGACUGGGAGACAGGUGCUUUCGGAAUGACUGUGGGGGCUAGAGGAGCUUCCUGCGUGCCCUACAGAGGUCGGUGCCUCCUGCCCCGGACACGACUGCUUUUAGAGGACACUGAGCUGGACUGGUCUUAGCGUACUUACAGAAAGCUGGCUCAGCUCACCAAGGCAGCCCCUCGGAACAGCACCGAGAAAAGGCAACUCAGCAGAAGCCUGGUUUUCUAAAUGGUGACCUUGCCCAUCAGAGGGUUUUCACUGACUGACUUUGGCCUUCUUAUUCCGGUGUUCACUUUUCAUUCUCACAGAUUUUUCCAAUGUGCCUCUUAAAACUGAUAAGUGAAAAAAACGAAUAUCUAAUACACAGUGAGCAUAUAAAAUUGAAUGGAUAAUUUUAUAACUCAGUUUUGAAAGAUGGCCUUUCUUCUCUGCACUGAAUUUUGUACUUUUUGAAAAGGCAAAAUUCUUGCUGGCCAUGUAAAACUUCAGAGCAUUUCUUGGCUUUUAGUUUUUCUAAAAAUGUCUGCAUGGAAGGUCCAAGAAAAAUGAUACGUGCUCUCCUAUCUUGUGAUAUUUUCAGUUAUGAUCUGGGCUGAUAAAUAUUAUUUGGCAUAAUGCUUCUCAUUUCUAGUCUUAGUAUGUCUUUGUCUUGGUCCUAUAAUUUAUGUUUGUUUCUUGUGUUUGCUCUAUCUCCUACUCUUGGAAAGAGUGUCCCAUCACUAGGCAGGGUAACACCCCUCCACCCAGCCGUGACUCUGUGCUGUACUUGGAGAAACACUCCAACUUUGUGUAAAAUCCUCACUGCUACUUGAAGUUAGAAUGUCAACUUUAUACCUCUUGUUCGAUUAUCAUAUUGUAGUAGCUACAUUUCUUUUCUAAUAGAAUAAAUGAUUUUUAUGUA
Psammomys obesus (fat sand rat) is the source of this 2427-nucleotide messenger RNA. RefSeq names its product solute carrier family 18 member B1 (gene Slc18b1). The record is from RefSeq and is a predicted model, not a curated record. Gene Ontology annotation, biological process: transmembrane transport. NCBI's taxonomy places the organism in Eukaryota, Metazoa, Chordata, Mammalia, Rodentia, Muridae. Gene Ontology annotation, molecular function: transmembrane transporter activity. The coding region runs from base 141 to 1511 and encodes 456 amino acids. The transcript has 14 exons.